Messenger RNA from Bacillus rossius redtenbacheri, 5993 nucleotides. RefSeq names its product protein THEM6. Bases 154 to 777 code for a protein of 207 amino acids. The transcript has 3 exons. Lineage: Eukaryota; Metazoa; Arthropoda; Insecta; Phasmatodea; Bacillidae. The record is from RefSeq and is a predicted model, not a curated record.
GAGCCCGCGCAUCGAGCGGCAGUCAGUCAGCGUCGAGUCGCUCGGCGCGCCGGUCGGGAGAGAGGGAAGUGCUAGCCGCUCGUGGUGCACAGCUCCCCGCGCGGGAGGGAAGACGGGAGGCAGCGCCCACUGUCCCGGGAGGCCGACGCGAGCAUGACGGGGGAGGCGAUAGCGUGCUACGUGCUGGGGGCGGCCCUGGCGGCCGUGCUGCUGGUCUACAUGCUGCUGGAGAUACACUACUUCAUCAGGAUGGGCGUGUGCGUGUUCAUCGCCAGGUUCUUCAAGAAGAGGAUCACCGUGCUGGACAGCGCCGACGUCAAGGGGGUGUGCCUCACCACCGACGUGGACACGCUGCUCUACCACAUGAACAACGUGCGCUACCUGCGCGAGGUGGACUUCGCGCGCGCCGACUUCUACGAGCGCACGGGGCUGUACCGCAAGAUCCUGUCCAAGGGCGGCGCCGUGGUGCAGGGGUCCUGCACCAUCCGCUACCGCCGCUUCAUCAGGCCCUUCAGCGUCUUCAGGAUCACCUCCAAGAUCAUCUACUGGGACGAGAAGUCCAUCUUCAUGGAGCACCGCUUCAUCACGCCCAAGGACGACUUCGUGCGGGCCAUCGUGCUGUGCCAGCAGCGGGUCAUCAACUGCAGCGCCAGCGACGUCAUGAAGGAGCUGGUGGACGUGGAGCGAGGCGUCGAGAAGCCCCAGGUGCCCAUGGAGGUGGCCAAGUGGAUCGAGUGCAACGAGAUCUCCAGCGCCAACCUGCGCAACGGCUGCUGACGGCCGGAGGAGGUCCCGUGAACUCCUCGCCUCUAGAGACCCCAAGACUGACUGCGGGACGAACCCCCCUCCCCCGUGAUCUCACCGCUCGCGAGGACAAGCGUCGGGUGGUUGUUCCAGGCGACUCGGCCUUAUCUUCCUUAGUUCCGUGUUGCUCGCGGCGAGAGCUGGCGUGACCAGCCCCGUGCUGGCUCGGCUCUCCGACUGACGGCGGGGUAGCAUGGCCCCCACAAGGGUGGGGCCGGGUGGACCCCUGGGUUUAUUUUCUUAUCUCAGUGUGUGGAAUAAAUAUACAUACUGUUAGAUUAUUACCAUAAUACGCAGGAAUCAGAGUAUAUUGUAUCAGUCCACAUACUUGUUAAGUUCUUUAUUAAGACACAUUUUACAUAACCGUCGUCACAUACAUUUUAUCAGAAGAAGGAACCACCCCCCCCCCCAACCCAAAAAAAAAACACAAUGUAAGUACCAACUGUACAACACAAAUUCAUUGUUCCCAACACCUGUUUAAUAAACUUCUUACAAAAUUAAAUCAACAUGGCAACACAUUCUAACACAUAUACUCACUUUGGUUACUUUAAAGUAAAAUAAUUUUAUAAAUAUAGCUUAUUUUGGACUUAUAAAACAGUAAGCAUAAUUUUACCCUUCAUUUUAAGGUUAAAUAACAUUCUGAAAAGAGUGUAGGUAAGAAAUAACCAUGCACGUGACUGUAAAAUUAAGGGGGAGGGGUAAGUCGUCUCCGAUCCUGGGUCCAGGGCCCGUGAUCCAAUGUGGGGGCCAUGCGGGGCAGGACAUCGCGACCAGCUGGUCAGCUCACCAUGCUCACGAGGAGACAUGCUGCUGACAGAGCUCGUCCGGUGCCGAACCCCCCGUCUCUCGGUCCAGGAAGGCAGAGCAGAGCAUCUCGCAGGGUCCCUGGUCUCGGUCCCGCCUCUCACGCGCGAGCAAACGGAAGAAUGUGCUAAUGGCCUUAAAGUAAAAAGCUCGGACUGUUCGUGGAUGUGGCGUGUGAAUCCAUGAUGGAAGCAAUGGUGAGAUGUGCAGUCCCUUUUCCUGAACUGAAGUGUCCAGAGCUUGACGCUAAGUGAUGUCUUCUCGACGGUGUACUACCUCGUGGAACCCACGUGGGUACUGCAGGUGUGCGUUACAGUAUUUAUGUAAAAAAAUGGUCAGAGUUGAGAUUAUCAACACGAUAUGUGGCAAUACACAUCACAGGCAACACUAAAUGCCAUGUUCGGCCACUAUUUUCAACCGUUCGAAGGCAGAAAUGUUUAAAUAACAUUGCUUUUUAAAAUCAAAUUUUUUUCUAAUCUGAAUUUGCUUUUGUUUGGCUAUAAAAUAGCUGUGUACAUUUGUUAUAUCUGUUAAGAAUAAAUACUACAAUAUGCUGAUAUGAGUAUACUUCCCAUUAAACUUUAGGUUUUCCAGGGUAAUAUAAAUAACACUAAUUAUAUUGUUCCUUUUAUGAUAGCAACCAACUUAUGUUUUAAAGUUUAAAACCUAAAGUCUAUCUACAAAGGAGCUAUUGCAAAUACAUUAAAGCAUUAUUUAAGACUUAAAAUAAUGGUAAUGACACUGUUGAAACUGAGUUAUAGAGAAUAAAAAUAUAGGUAGCACCACAUACAUAACAUUUUCCUAAAGUCCAGGUGUAUUAUAUGGAAAUUAUAACUUUCUAGCUUAUCCCUUUAAUGAGAAAAUAGACAUAGCUGUCUCAGUAAUAGCCAAUAGGUUAAAUAAUUGUUGAGUACAGACCUCCAAAAUAGUAAUAAUCUAAACCCACAUAUCCAUCAUAGAAAUUAUUUAAAACAUAUAAUCUACUUUUCUUUGCACACACCCCUUUGCAAGUAUCCAAUAGAUCCUACAAUAUUUUUUACCCUAAUGUUUGAUUUACUGCACCAAUACAAUUAUAGACUUUUCUUUUUCUGAUACACAGACUAUUCCAAAAGAAGGACAAAGAUUUGUAAUGCUUUAGUCCCAUAAUGUACUUGUAGAAAAAAUGUUGCACAUGAACUUAAUUUAUAUUACAACUGUUCAAUUGGAAUCUGUAGCUGUACUGAUAGCACCAUAUGUACAUUCAUAAAUAGUUACAUAGCUAUUACCAGUAAUUUGUUUUGCAUCACAAAUGCUUUAUUUGUUUAACGGUAAGAAAAGUGUUAUAUGUAAUAAUAAAAUCAGUUUGUUUAAAAAAAUUCAUAAUUGUAUGUGGUACUUAAAGGGAUAAAUAUUUCACUGCAACUUCCAGUACGUAUUAUAAUUAUUUAUCACUUUUGAAACUAAGACAUACAUUUCAAUGUUCAGAACAAUGAAAAAGGAAUUUGUAUUUUCAACCCCUCACAACACAGCAACUGUGAUAUAUACAUUUUUAUCUAUAACUCUAGAUGUAGUGUAAUGUGAUAUUUCAAGCAGUACUUUAUUCAAUUUUGUAAUUUUCGCAAUUGCUGAGAAUUGUAAACUACCUUUAUUACCAGUUAAGGAUAUGACAAUGCAAGUUUGAAAGGAUGUGGCACAAGCUUGCAAUGUUAUGGUAAAAGGAAGACAAUCAUAUUGAAUUGUGAGGCAGUGUCUGUAAAUAUUUAGGUAACUGUUCAGCUUGUACCAUCAGAGAUAGAAGCAGAAAAUGCAAAGACAGUUUACAGACUGAUAUUUGUUAGCCUUAUUUCAGAUUCUAAACACAUUCUCUUAUAUGCAAGUAUUGUACAUUUAAAAAUUACAAUGAUACCCCAAAAGAUAUGUCUUUAACUCUUCGUCUUACACUUUACAGGGGCAUAACUUCAAAAGAUAUGUCUAACUCUUUAGCCUUUACAGGGACGUAGCCAGGAGAAGGUAUUUGGGGACGGAACCCUCUGUUCCAGGAUUAGAAAAAAAAAUUGUGAAAGUAUAGAAAUUUAUAGCAAGUUUGCUACGUUAAGGUUACAGAGAAAUUUAUUUGGAGGGAUGGUUGUAAUCGUUAGUGGGCUACAAUAAUGCAGUCCCUCCCACAUCCAUCCAAACAUGCCUCAUACACAGGAAUUGUUUCCAAGUACUUUUGCUGUUUUGCAAGAGUGUCAUUUAUUUGUAAGCACAUAUUUCGUACAAACCUGAGACGUGUGCUCCGUGUAUUAAAAAAAAUAAUUAUAUUCAAAUUUAUGACUUGUUUCAACGAAUUCAUCAAACAAGUGACUUAAGAAAAAUUAUUAGGUAAAAACUAUUAUAUAAAAAUCAAAUAUGAAAUGUUAAUUUUCAUUACUCCGGCAAAAUCUUUACUUAAAUUUCAAUGUGAAAAAGUUUGGGACUUCUAAUAGUCUACUGUUCCCUGGGAUUUUAGCGUGAAAAUUUUUAUUUUAAAACACAAUUAUACAGAAAACUUACUUAUAACAAAUUAUAUAAUGGAUGUUCUGGACUUUUUCCUUCUCAGAAUCCUGGCUACAGCUAUGGUCUUUACCUCCAGUUACAUAGGCACAAUUAUCUCGUGUUAAAUGUAAACGGUGGAAAUAAGUAAUAACAUUCCAUUUACGAAAAAUAUUAGAAUAUUAACUUACAGGUUCCACAUUAUGCCUACUUUCCCUCAAAGUUAAGAACACAGACAUAGCACAUCACAUUAACCCCCAAGAUAAAAACGUAAAGUAUGUGUAUAACAUGUACAUAAAGAAAAUAAACCAUAACAUUGCUGCUUCAGUAAGCUGUUGAUUUCUGGCAAUGCAAUGAGUGAGACAUGAACCAAGUGCUGUGUUUUGUUUACUUUGAGGAAGACUGUCACCGUUUCUAAGUAAUUUCUAACGGGUGUAAGUAUGCAUGUUGGUGCCCCAGUUACGAUUCCUUCAUAUGUAGAUUCACAUGAAAAAAAAAAAAUAACAUAUUGAGCUCGAACUCAAAAAACAGUAUUUAAAUUACUUCUGGGUUGCAUGGACUUAAGAUGUUAAGUUAUUCCGCGAUUACUUACAAUAUUCUUUAUUAAAAAAAAAACAAAAAAAAAACGAGGAUACCUAGUUAGCCAACCAAUUGAAUUCCUGGCUACAGCAUGUCCAUAAAGCUAACAAUAUGUUAGUUAUUAAUGAUGCGUAAGACAGGAUACAUUUUGGGAAGGCAUACACUUCCGAAUGUAAGUUUGCAUUUAUCAGAUAAAUAAAAGUAAUUUUUUUUGUUUUAUUUUAUGACAGAACUUUGUGCAGUACAAAUUUUUGUUGAUGUAGCAAGCUGUUAUACAAAUAUAGUGAUUUCAAUUUUUUGUAGCAGACAUUCUGUAACUAAUAUGAAGUUAUUUGGGUUUUUUAUUCAAUGAAGUUUUUUUAAAAAAAAAAAAAUUGUGCAAAAAAAAAAGAUUGACAUUAGCGCAAUACAAAUGUAAAUAUGUUUUAAGAAGCUUAAUUGAAAUUUUGAAAAUGGGGUUUUUGAAAACUUUACAUCAUCUCACAAUUUAAACUUUCUGAACAUGUAUGUUAUACUUUAUUAAUUUAAUUUACUUUAAAGUAGUGGCAAACAUGAUUUAGUAUUAUUGUGUGUAAUACUAUGUAAGUAAAGCACAAUAAACUUUAUUAUGUACACCCCCAAUGAAAAUGUAUAAUAUUAAAAAAUAUUACUGGCAACCUUUUCAUUGCACUGUUCAUAAUUAAAUUUACAUAUGCAUGUAUUUAUGCCCUGGGAAAAGUUUUAAAAUUUGAACUGUGAUGGAAACAAGUACUAUAAAUGAUAUAUAAACUCAUAAUAAAUAGCGACUGAAUUGACCAAGGGACUAUCCAACUCAUUUGAGGUCAAUGCCAUGUCAUUUUUAUAGAAAAAUGUUGCAAUCUUACAAUUUUUUACUACAUAUUUCUAAAAUGCAUUAAAACUUUGGUAAAGUAAAACAAAUAAUUAAAUAAUUAUAAUAUAUAGUUAACGGUAAUGCAUUCAUUUAAUGCACCAUUAUAAAACACAAUGUCGUAAUUGUUCGUGUUUUGUAAUCAACUCCUAAUGUACAGCCUAAUGUUAGUACAGACUGUCAGUGUUUGAUCAUCUGUACAAUUGUUUGAUAUGUUUGUACGGCUCUUCCUGGAAUUCCGUAAUGUGACUGAGUGUUGGUUAAAUCACUGUGACUAUUAAAGUUUGAUAAAAUGUUUAUAGUCUGAUCUGUUAGUAUAGUAAUAUUGUGUUCAUAGUUAUAUAGAUAUGUUGUCUGUUGACAUAGCACAAUUUUUUUUUAUUUAUGUGUCCAAAGAUGUAAUUACCAGUUAUAAUGGAAAUACACUUUCUUAUAAUGUUUUCAA